Messenger RNA from Vitrella brassicaformis, 3232 nucleotides. Lineage: Eukaryota; Vitrellaceae. The record is from the annotation of a GenBank genome assembly.
UCUUCUGCUUGGCCUUGGGCGCUAAGAUGGACUGCACGUCAGCCCUGGUACGCGACCGCCCCUGAGCCGAGGGAGUGCUGGUUUGCACGAACGGCCGACUGCUCCAGAGAUGCGAUACCUGACACAACCUGACACACGCCACCCACACAGACAACAGUCAUCCGACCCCGCAGCCCUCUCUCCCCCCUUGUUCAGCGCCUACAUGGUUUCCGCUUGACGGCUUUCGUGGUUGGUUUGGUCAGCUCCUCCAGGCUACCGCCCAGCAACACCGACUCGGAGGGCGGCUCCGUCAUCUGGUAGUGUUUCUUGAAGAAGUCCUUGACGUUCUCGGGGAACACCAGACGCGGCCGAGCCCCGACGCCCUCCUGCGCCAGGCGGCUGCCGGGGUGAUCCUCCUUCAAGUUAAGCAAAUGCAGCACCUGCACACAGCAAGACGGAGGGAAGCAACGAUAGGGCGAGAAGAGAUGGUCAUCUGCUACGUUGUCUGCUGACCUGAUUCUGUGUAUGAUGAGUUUGGUGAGGCGGCGUUGCAGACGAACAUACGAGUAGCUCAGGAGGAACAGCCCUGCUGCCGUGACUCCAAUAGACACGACUGCAGCCAGCAGUGAGCUGACAGAACAAGGAGAGAAAACGAUGCACACGUGAAUGUCCAAGGGUGUUUGCUCAGACGCACCAGCGCUAUGACGCCCUCGACUGCUUCGCCGACGUAGACCACGCAUCCCCUCGUCUUGCCCAGCGCUGUCUCGGCCAUCUGCCACUCGAGCGGCUUCGGGUUGGCGCGGGCCAGCACGGCCCGGAUCUGCUUGGUGUAGCUGUCGGCUGUCUGCUGGUACGGCAGAAGAGCCGGCUUCUGGUCGUCGUGGCCUCCGUCGAACUGGCUCAUCUCCCAACAAUAGACGUCUUCGCCUCGCUGCUCAGACUGAAAAUGGACGAAACAACCAACCAAAUGAGGAACCCAUGGCCGUUUCGGUCGUCAUCCGGCUCACCUGUGGCAGUUUGGUGAGGGAUUUCUGUCGAGGAGCUCGGACGCGCGCGUCGUUCGGAAUCGGCAGCACAUCGACGGCCAGCAGGUUGCUCUUGAGGGCGGCAUCGAUCUCCUUGGCGAGAAUGUGACCGCUGGGCAGAGGCUGAAACACGGAGAAAAUGAAUCGUCUCGCCCUCCCUCCCUCCCUCCCUCCCUCUGUGUUGUGCCGUCUUUGCCUACAAUCAGCGCACUAUUGUCUUGUUCGUCUGUGAUGUCGUGUGUCUGCUCAGGAGGAAACUUGCUGCCAUGGCCGUACACCACACACUGCACACACCAGGUACUGUCCGUCGUCGCGGCAUUUGGCUGAACCACCACACAAGGCAUGGAUGGGUGUCUGAUUGCGUGCGUGCCCCCCCCCUCCCUCACAUGCCAAGCGAGUUUGCUCGCGUGCCGACUGCUGUUGGUCCAUGACGAUGAACCCUGUCCUCUUGUCCAUCCCCUGGAGAGGGACGGUGCCAUCGACAGGAGUGGCCAGUGCUGCCAUGACCUCCUCCCUCAGGUCGAGCGAAGGCGCGUAGAUGAUGAAGACGAGCGUCGAACCGAUCAGGUUCUCGCAGAGGAACGCGAACUUCUUCUCAGAGCCAGGGAAACGGAUGCGCGACUCACAUACAUCUUCCCUCCCACCCCACCUUGUCCAGUCGCUUAAGCGACGACGAGUUGGACGGGGCGGGGAGGACCAGAGGCUGGUUGGAAAGGUCUGUGUGCAACACUGCCGGCAGGUGGCCGACGGCACGCAUGAGAAGUGUGUGAAGACAGCCGUGCCAUUGCUCCGCUUCUCGAGCUCCUCCUCGUCGAAUAUCUUCUCUCUGAGGAGAUAUGGCGACGGAAGGUGAGUGGUGCCGAUGAGCUUGGCGGCUCCUCGGGCUGCAGCACGCUCACGCGACGCCUCGAACUGACGCUCCUGACGCUUGAAGUCAUCGAUCGUCGCCUGAUGGAUCUGGCACACCCAAGAAACAAACGGAGCCGUGGAGAGAAAUACCCAUCACCACACGGAAGCCCACAAUGCUUCUCAAUUCCUCCCCACCUCCAGAAUUUCGUCACCGCCUCACGAUGCGCUACGUCUCAGCCGACUCUUGGUCCGAUGCAGCCCCCUCGCCCGCUGCCCCUGCGACUGCACUGCGGGUGGUGAUCUCCAUCAGCUGGGCUCGAUCGGUCUCUGCCUGCCUCUCGGCCUCCGGGAGGUCGCACGCCUCGCUCUUAAAAUUCUCAACUGGUGGAUGCAUCACUACACAACCCAACCCACGAGUGAAUAAAUGAAGGAAUGAUGAUGGAUGAAUCGUCUGCUGCUCCUCUCUGCUCUCAUUUUGUGCGUACGUCCGGGCUCGAGUGUCCCCUCUUUGAGUUUUCGGCCGAUCUCUGUGGCGUGGCCACCUUCGAGGAUCGCCGUGAACAGCUGCUGGUACAGGAUGCCGAACGAUGCGAUGAGGUCGGCUGAGAAUGUGGCGGCCGCCGCUGGCUCGUCUUCACAUGCCUCCAUGGGCUGGUCGCUAGGCUGCUCUUCUACUUACACACCCAUGGCUUCAUCCUCUACCUCUUGGUACACAGGUGGUGGGUCUUGCUCCCGCUGGAGAUGCGGAUGGACACUCAACAAGUCACCGAGUGUCCAUCUGCAUCUCCUGACACACACAACAUGCGCUUGGAGACCAUCUUGGUUCCCGCCUUUUGUGUGCUGUGCGUGUGCGUACCCGUAUGUGCGCCUCUGUGUGUCGAAUGGCGAGCACACGACCGAUCUGCAGGAUGAUGCCGCCCUUGAUGUUCUGCACGCUGCUCACACCCUCUGCAAACGCCAUACGAACAAUCUGCACACAAACAACAUGAAUGUACCCAGAGCGCGGUCCUGCAGCUGCUCUCGAGCGGUGAGCUUUAUGUGCCUUUGAUGUGGAUGGCUUUGAGACGAACGCCUUUGAAAACAUGGCAAUGCUCACCAAUGUCCUGCUCGCCAGGCUCCGCCAAAUUUAGACAUACAAAACACAAGCAGACAAGACAGCAACUCGAGCCAGUCACUGCAGACACAAGUCUGCAUCAUGUGCAUAGAAAGGUAUACGCUGGUGGCAACAGAGACAUGUAGCGAAACAGAGACACGUUAAGCUUUCGUCUGCAUCCAUCAGACAAACCUCAUGUGUGAGUCAAUAACGCGCAAUACGACACAAUGAAAACCAGGGGGGGGAGGAAGACACAAUGCCAGUUCGCGCUGCUGCCGUUCUCUCG